Messenger RNA from Sporisorium graminicola, 2061 nucleotides. RefSeq lists its product as uncharacterized. NCBI's taxonomy places the organism in Eukaryota, Fungi, Basidiomycota, Ustilaginomycetes, Ustilaginales, Ustilaginaceae. Gene Ontology annotation, molecular function: hydrolase activity, hydrolyzing O-glycosyl compounds; carbohydrate binding. The transcript has a single exon. Bases 1 to 2061 code for a protein of 686 amino acids. Gene Ontology annotation, biological process: carbohydrate metabolic process. The record is from RefSeq and is a predicted model, not a curated record.
AUGAUCGAAGCAACGAACAACGGCAUCCUUCAUCGGUACGAUGGAGAGCUGCUCCAGAUCGAGGCUUGGGGACCAGACGCAGUCCGAGUUCGAUCGACUCGAAGCAAAGCUAUGCCUGUCGAGGACUGGGGGAUCUCUGCUAGACCUCAAGUUGAGUCGGUGCAAAUCCAGCAAGUUGCUGCUCAAGGCAAAGACCAGCCAAACGGUACCUGGGAGCUCACCAACGGCAAGAUCAGAGCCUCGCUCUCAAACAGAGGCAAACUCACCAUCUACAACGCUGUCAGCGGUAAGGUGCUGCUCGAAGAGUAUAGCCGUAAUCGGGACGACCCUUGCGACCCCAAUUGCAGUGCUUUGCUCAUCGAUGCAAGAGACUUUGUCCCCAUCAUUGGUGGCGACUAUCAGCUGUGUGCGCGUUUCCAGACCCAGGAUCGAAACGAAAAAAUCUUUGGUAUGGGCCAGUAUCAGCACGGCCACCUCGACUUGAUGGGGGUUGACUUGGAGCUCGCACAUCGCAAUUCGCAGGCGAGUGUGCCCUUCUUCCAGUCGAACCGCGGAUACGGCUUCCUCUGGAACAACCCAGCUGUGGGCCGCGCCACGUUUGGCAAGAACGUCAUCACCUUCGAGUCUCGCUGCACCAAAGUGCUGGAUUACUGGAUUGUGGCAGGUGAUACUCCUCGCGACAUUCAGCGCGCCUACGCUGCCGUGGUGGGGCGGCCGCCGAAGAUGCCAGAGUGGGGGCUUGGCUUCAUGCAAUGCAAGCUGCGUUACGAAACGCAGGAACAGCUGCUCUCGGUUGCUCGGAAGCACAAGUCGCUUGGACUACCGCUCGACGUUGUCAUCUGCGACUUCUUCCAUUGGCCUAGACAAGGCGACUGGAAAUUCGACAGCACCUACUGGCCUGAUCCCAAGGCCAUGGUGGACGAGCUGCGAUCGAUGAAUGUCGAGCUCAUGGUCAGCAUCUGGCCAACUGUAGACAAGCGCAGCGCCAACUACGAGCGCUUCAAGGAAGCAGGACACCUGAUCCGAACCGAGAGAGGUGCCCGUACGCAGUUCGACUUUUUGGGUGACUGCUGCAUUGUGGACUUUACGCAUCCUGGAGCACGAGAGCACGUCUGGUCGAUUGUGCAGAAGAACUACUUUGACUUGGGCAUCAAAGUGUUCUGGCUCGACGAGGCAGAGCCAGAAUACCUCAAGUACGACUUUGACCACUUCCGGUACCACGACGGACCUCUUCUGGCUGUGGGCAACGAAUACCCACGAUCGUAUGCGCGCUGUUUUUACGAAGGGCAGAUGGCCAACGGCCAGACUGAGGUCUGCAAUCUGCUUCGUUGCGCCUGGGUAGGCUCGCAGAGGUACGGCGCGGUAGUGUGGAGUGGCGACAUUGCCUCUUCGUGGUCCAGCAUGAGGAACCAGCUCGCUGCCGGUCUCAGCAUUUCACUCGCUGGUAUUCCGUGGUGGAACAGCGACAUUGGCGGCUUCCAUGGUGGCGAUCCGAACGACGCUGCAUUCCGCGAACUUUUGGUGCGUUGGUUCCAGUGGGGAGCCUUCUGUCCUCUCAUGCGCCUUCACGGCGACCGCGAGCCACGUCAGCCAAAGCCGGACAUUGCCAAGGAUGACCCGGACUAUUGCCAAAGCGGCGCAGACAACGAGGUGUGGUCGUAUGGCCCGGAAAACUUCCCGAUCCUCAAGAAGUACAUACUGAUCAGAGAAGCGCUGCGAGACUACACGAGAUCCAUCAUGAAGGACGCAGAGCAGCAUGGCGACCCCGUCAUGCGAACAUUGUUCUACGAGUUCCCGCAAGAUGCGCAGGCUUGGCAGGUGGAGGACGAGUACAUGUACGGCCAUCGGUACCUCGUCUGCCCCAUCCUCGAGCCCGACGCUCGUCGUCGCACUGUCUACCUUCCUGCCGGAAGCAAGUGGAGGCGAGUUACGUUCCAGGCGGCCCAACAAGAGGCGGGAUGCAUCUCAUCCGUCCAAGCAUCCGAUGAGGCACUGGAAGGCGGUACUAUGGUCGAAGCGGAAGCCCCCAUCGACGAGAUGCCGGUGUUCGAGCGCAUCUGA